AUGGAACUGGAACCAAAAAAUGUUUCUGAGCUUGAUCUGAAAGCAGUCUCCGGCUUCAAUGGACAAGUGCAUUUUGGCAUGAGGCUUCAUCCGGACAAAGAGCACCUUAUCUAUCCUCUUGGGUCCACCAUUGUCCUAGUACGAAUCAAAGACGAUAAGAGGCAAUUCUUGCACGGUCAUACCAGUGACAUUUCCUGCCUCUCCAUGUCCAAAAGUGGGGUUUAUAUUGCCUCAGGACAGGUCAAUUACAAUGACUUGGAGGCUGAGAUAAUCGUCUGGGACUAUGCGAAGCGAUGCAUGUAUACGGAAUUUGUGAUCCACGAUUCCAAGGUGGAGGCACUGGCCUUUUCUCCUAAUGACAAGUAUCUGGUGUCCCUCGGGGGUCAGGAUGAUGGGAGGAUACUCCUGUGGAACCUUAAUACCAAACAGGCUGUCUGUUCAGCUCCAGCAAUGCCUUUGAGUUUAUGUCACCGCCUCACUGUCAAGUACUCGAACACAAACGACAACCUAUUUGUCAGUGCUGGCAGGGCAACCUUGCAGAUCUGGGAGUUGGAUCAGUUCAACAAAAUCAAACCUACAGACUGCAAGAUGCGCAAAUUAAAGAGGACGGUGAAAUGCGUAGAGUUCUCACCAGACGAUGAGUUCUUUUACUGUGGCACAACCACCGGAGACAUCUUAAAAAUUAACACCAAAGCAAAGUCUUUGAAUGACUUUGGUCCAGUGAAAACUAAACACAAUCUGGGGGCUAAUGUUCUUAAAGUGUUAGCUACGGGAGAACUACUUGUUGGUUCUGGAUUUGGCACUUUGACACUGUGCUCCCCCAUUACCUUCAAAGCUAUCAAACACGUGCAGAUGAACAACGGGGUGACCUCCAUCGCUCUCAAAGAUGACGGGCGCCACUUUUUCGCUGGCACGGACGCAUCAGAGAUCUACUGCCUCGAUCUGCUUGACUUCAAAGCUGAGCUCAUCUCCACCAAUCACCAUGGUGCCGUCUUCGACGUCUCCAUCGCUUUUGGGUCCUCAGACUUGUUUGUUACGGGCUCAGAAGAAGCUAUCAGGGUGUGGCAUAAAGACAAAUCCAAACAGCUGCUGAGAAUCUCAGAACCCUGCCUUUCCUGUAAUUCGGUGCACCUGAUGAUUGACGGACACAGCAUUGUUUCAGGAUGGAACGAUGGAAAAAUUCGCAUAUUUGCCCCGCAGAGUGGUCGCCUCAUGCUAAUCAUUCACAAUGCACAUCGAAAUGGCGUGUCAGCCAUUAAAGGAUCUACGGACUGCAAGAAGAUUGUCAGUGGGGGGCAGGAGGGGACGGUGUGUGUUUGGGAGCUGCUGAAGCACGGACAACGCCGUCUUGCUUUCCUGACAGAGCACAAAGCCACUGUUAGGUGUGUCCAGAUCACGAAAGAUGACAAGGAAAGUGUCACUGCCAGCAUGGAUGGGACAUGCAUUAUCUGGGACAUUGUGAAAUUUGUGCGAAUUCGGAAGGUAAUAUCCCAAAACUCGUCAUUCAAGAGCGUCUGCUACCACCCUGACGAACACCAGAUUAUCACCAGUGGCACCGACAGGAAGAUCGUCUACUGGGACGUGCAUGACGGGACAAAAAUCAGAGAGCUCCAGGGGACGCAGACGUCGGCCAUCAACUGCAUGCACGUCUCCCAUGACGGCAGAUAUUUUGUGACAGGUGGCGAUGACAAAUUGGUGAGGGUGUGGGAUUACAUGGAGGGUGUGAUCACCCAUGUAGGAAAAGCUCAUGGUGGAGGAAUCACCAGUGUUGAGAUCUGCUGCAACAACAGCACCCUCAUCAGCACCAGCGCGGACGGUGCCAUCAUGCGCUGGAAAUUUCCUCACCCACUCUUGGAAUGA
Nerophis lumbriciformis (worm pipefish) is the source of this 1860-nucleotide messenger RNA. The record is from RefSeq and is a predicted model, not a curated record. NCBI's taxonomy places the organism in Eukaryota, Metazoa, Chordata, Actinopteri, Syngnathiformes, Syngnathidae.